GAAAUAACAACCACUCAAUAUGUCAGGUAUUUAUUUAAUAAGAAUGCAUUGUAUAAUCCUAUAGCAGACUAAAUAGAUAGUGUUCAAUCCUCAUACACGAGGUUAUAUUUGAGGAGAAUUUCCGAAGGUAAAUACCUUGCAAUCUCACACAGAAAUGAUCUAAGGUUAUAGUUAAUCAUAUCACUACAAGACUGCUCAAUAGUACAAUCUUCUUGUAGAUACUGAGUGCACAACUUCUGCCCUUCCUCGUACUUCCGAAUUAGUCUCCUGAUCCUUUCGACCUCGUUAUCAUCGCUACAAAUAUUCAUAUCGUAGUUUGUUGAAUGUUCAGCGUCAUGCAUGAAAUCCGUUAACUGGCACACUAAUCUCAUGAGACAUUUUGAACGACUACCUGGUGUCUUUGGUGAGCUUUGGCCAAUAUACGCUAAAGAAUAUUUGUUAAGGGACUCAUUUAUAUCUUUAGUCAUAAUUUCGGGCAUGUUUUCCAACACUCUUUUAGGUAGCCAAACCCUAAACUGGUCAGAAUCAGAAUCAAGAAGGGUUGCUACUAGGCAUUGCCCAAACUUUGAUUAAAUACUUGAAAUAUUCUUAAAACCAGGUUUACAUUCAGCCACUGCCGCUGCUACUCGCGCUGCCCGUUGCCCUGCAUUUCAAACUUCUGCGGAAGCAUCGACGUGAGUGUGUGUUCACAUUCAGCCUGCACUUUUCAACUCACAGCGAUGGCGGACGUAGAAGUUGAGGCGGCGACAGCGUUAUGUUUGCUCAGUAUAAAUAACUAUUUAAGUGUUUUGAAAAGAAACCGAAUAAGAAAAAGAUGCCGUCGAAGAAGGAGAUGGUGGAUGUUAGCAAUUCACCGAAAUAGAACGUCGUAAGUACUACAAAUUCCCCUACACUUUGGUAUUUAUGUUGUUCGAGAAAAAUAUAAAAAAUCCGUUUAGCCGUUACAGAUUGAACACAACAACAAACAAACGUGUGAAUAAUGAUAUUUUUUUACAGACGCAGUAUGGAUAAUUUUUUCAAGGAGUUGACUUGCGAGAAUUCCGCCGAUUUUUCUAACUUUUGCAGAAUGGCACGUAGAGACUUCGAAUUUUUGCUAAAUAAUAUUGAACCUUUUAUAAAAAAAACCCAAACUAGACUACGAAUACCCAUACCACCAAAAAUACGUUUGGCAAUAACUUUACGAUAUUUAGCAACGAGGGAUAGUUAUCGAAGUCUCCACUACUUAUUCAAGGUUUCCACAGCAGCUAUUUCGACAAUGGUUCCUGAAGUAUGCAAAGCUAUCAACUCUGUUCUGAAGAAUCAAAUUAAGUUACCACAAACACCAGAGGAAUGGUUACAUAUAGAAGAGGGAUUUAGACAUAAGUUUCCACGAUGCGUUGGAGCUAUAGAUGGGAAGCACAUCGUAAUUAAUCGCCCAGCACACAGUAGCUCAAAAUUUUAUAACUUUAAGGGUGGAUGGCUCUUGGAGACAAAUACAAACCAACCCAGAGAGCUAUUAGGCCAAUAGCAGAUGUGCCAAGACGCUCGCCAAGAAAUAUUUGCGAAAUUCGAACUGAAUUUGGUCAUUAUUUCCAUAAUAUAAAUACAGUAGAGUAGAUGAUAUUUAAUAAC
Molecule: messenger RNA, 1611 nt
Organism: Acanthoscelides obtectus
Lineage: Eukaryota; Metazoa; Arthropoda; Insecta; Coleoptera; Chrysomelidae
Source: the annotation of a GenBank genome assembly